AUGUCAAUUGUUCAACAAAAAAAAUUUGGAAAUACUGGUUUGAAAGUAUCCCCGCUUAUUAUUGGGUGUAUGUCCUUCGGUUCGAAGACUUGGGAUGAAUGGGUUCAAGAUGAUAAGGAAGAAGCUUUUAAAAUUUUGAAACAUGCUUAUGACAGGGGUAUCCGUAGUUAUGACACUGCAAAUGUAUAUAGUAAUGGUCAAAGUGAAAUUAUUUUGGGUGAAUUCCUAAGGAAAUAUAACAUUCCAAGAGAGACUGUUGUUAUAAUGACAAAAUUGCGUUUUCCUGCUGAUGAAAACAUGGAUAUAGACUUUAAAAAUAUGACACCAGAAAUGAAACUAAAUGUAGUUAACAUGCAAGGUUUAUCACGUAAAUCUAUUUUCAGCUCUUCAAGAGCUUCUGUUAAAAGAUUAGGAACCUACAUAGAUAUCCUACAAAUCCAUAGAGGUGAUCCCGAUACACCAUUUGAGGAAACUAUGGGAGCUUUAAAUGAUGUAGUCAUUGAAGGUCUAACUAGAUAUGUUGGUGCAUCAUUGAUGCUAGCAACUGAAUUUGCAGAAAUGCAAUUCGUAGCAGAAAAACAUGGUUGGUUUAAAUUUGUCAACUCCCAAUCUUGUUAUCAUUUAAUGUAUAGAGAAGAUGAAAGAGAAUUAAUUCCUUUUGCAAAAAGACAUAACAUCGCGUUAACUCCAUUUUCUCCAUUAAAUAGGGGAUUGUUAUGUAGACCACUUGGUACAGAAACCACUAGAUCUAACAGUGAUUCUGUAAUUAAGACCAAAAAUUUGAAAAACUACACCGAUUGGGAAGCAUCAAUUAUUAAUCGUGUCGAAAAACUUUCUAUAAAAAAGAAUAUUCCAAUGUCGGCUAUAUCUUUAGCAUGGGUAUUACAGAAAGGCUGUUUUCCUAUUGUAGGUUUCAGUUCUAUCGAGAGAGUUGAGGAGGCCAUUGAUGCUCUCGAUGUAAAUCUAACAGAGGAAGAAAUGAAAUAUUUAGAAGAACCCUACCAACACAGAGAACUAUAUACUUAA
Messenger RNA from Vanderwaltozyma polyspora DSM 70294, 1026 nucleotides. RefSeq names its product aldo/keto reductase. The coding region runs from base 1 to 1026 and encodes 341 amino acids. The record is from RefSeq and is a predicted model, not a curated record. Lineage: Eukaryota; Fungi; Ascomycota; Saccharomycetes; Saccharomycetales; Saccharomycetaceae. The transcript has a single exon.